Molecule: messenger RNA, 1209 nt
Organism: Mesocricetus auratus (golden hamster)
Lineage: Eukaryota; Metazoa; Chordata; Mammalia; Rodentia; Cricetidae
Gene: Sumo1
Product: small ubiquitin like modifier 1
Exons: 5
Coding region: 146-451 (101 amino acids)
Biological process (GO): protein sumoylation
Cellular component (GO): nucleus; PML body
Molecular function (GO): ubiquitin-like protein ligase binding; protein tag activity
Source: RefSeq, a predicted model, not a curated record
GGAAGUGACGCAAGACGUAGCGGAAGUCCCUGCAGCGGCGGUGUUGUGCUGUGGGGAAGAGACAGAUUUGUAAACCUUAGAGUGAGGUUCUGCCUGCCGGAGGCCGCUGUGGUGCGGAGACCCCCCGGGUGAAGCCACCGUCACCAUGUCUGACCAGGAGGCAAAACCUUCAACUGAGGACUUAGGGGAUAAGAAGGAAGGAGAAUACAUUAAACUCAAAGUUAUUGGACAGGAUAGCAGUGAAAUACAUUUCAAAGUGAAAAUGACAACACAUCUCAAGAAACUCAAAGAGUCAUACUGUCAAAGACAGGGAGUUCCAAUGAAUUCACUCAGGUUUCUCUUUGAAGGUCAGAGAAUUGCUGAUAAUCAUACUCCAAAAGAACUGGGAAUGGAGGAAGAGGAUGUGAUUGAAGUUUAUCAGGAGCAAACUGGGGGUCAUUCGAGGGUUUAGAUAAUUCUUUUUAUUUUUUUCCUUUUCCCUCAAUCCUUUUUUAUUUUUAAAAUAGUUCUUUUGUAAUGUGGUGUUCAAAAUGAAGAUUGAAUACUGGCACUCCAUCUCUUUUAGACCAUCUGGUAAUCUGAAUUAUAGUGUUCAAUAUUCAUUAUUGGUUGUUUUUGUUGUGCUGAUUUUUGGUGAUCAGACCUCAGCUCCCAUAAUAUUGCCCUUCUUAUUUUAAAAAAAUUCAUGUGUGCACAGAGAGGCCACCCUUUUCAGGACUGUGCAUUUCAGGUUUGUGAUGAUAAAAAGAUCAACUAGUGGGAGCUUUCCUAUGACCUUCCAAUUGGCCCUGAAGUUCCAGCAUGCAGUUGCCUCACUCCUGGACUGUGAUUUUCAGUGGGAGAUGGAACUUUUUCAGAGAACUGAACUGUGGGAAAAUGAUCUUUCCUCAGCUUGAAGCUACUUUUAAAAUAUGAGGGUCUGGACCAAAAGACGAAUAUCACAUUUGUAGUCAAGAUGACAGAUACAGUGAGAGUAACAACUAACUCCAAAGAUGGCUUCACUGGAGAGGAAGAAGCGUCCUUGAGAGUAAGACAGGCUGUCUGAAGAUCCCAGGAAAGCAGUUAGUAACAGUUACUCAUGCAGAAGUGUAUGCAACAGACACUGCUCCUUUUGAUUCUGUUUGUACUUUUUGGCCUGGGACAUGGGUUUUCAAGGGACAUCGUCUGUACCAGCUUCAUUAAAAAUAAACAAUAUUUGUAAAAACCGUA